UGAGGUCGCGCUCUGCGCAUUUUUAGACAUUGAAGGAGCCUUCGACAACACCUCACAUGAGGCAGUAGAUCGAGCUCUAGAGAAAAGAGACGUAGCCGUCCCGAUUCGAAGAUGAAUUACUCGAGUUACUAUCCAAUAAUGGCAUAAUGUGCCAAGGAUACGCGGAUGAUAUAGUAAUCAUAGCGAGGGGCAAAAUUGAGAGCGCCCUCUGUGAUAUAGUACAAAGAGCACUUACCCUAACGAAAAGGUGGUGCGGCACAGUGGGCCUCAACAUCAAAACCGCCAUCAUUCCGAUUACCAAGAGAGGGAAGCUCCCAGCCAUGCACCCCAUAACACUAGGAGGUAUAGAGCUAGAAAUGUGCAAUGAGGUAAAAUAUCUGGGGGUCAGGCCAAUAGCUACAUAUGGAGCGGUGGCGUGGUCCCAGAGGAUCACUUUUAACACAGUGAGAGCAUCGCUCUCCAAAGUCCAGCGGCGGGCGUGUACAUGCAUAACGGGUGCCAUGCGAACCUGCCUCACCGCUGCCCUGGAGGUCAUUUUGGACCUGACGCCACUGUACAUAGUUAUAGAACAGAUUGCCAAAAAAGCCCUCCUCAACUUUAUGAAGGAGGGCACUGGCAGGGGGAAAGUGAUCUCGAGCAGAUUGGGAUAUGAAAUUAGAUCUAAGAUCCCCAUCUCCCAGCUCAACAGGGAUGACAUGAGUACAACGAAGAUCUUUGAAAAGAAAUUCAGGAUCGAACUAGGCAACAAAGCGACCUGGAAUGAGACAAACUUAGAAAACACCUUCAAGGCUCACACCCAAAGGUGGUUCACCGAUGGCUCAAAAACCGACGAAGGGAUAGGAGCAGGAAUAUUUGGCCCAAGGGCCAAGAUCUCCAUCCCCCUGGGUAAUUACCCCAGUAUUUUUCAAGCGGAGGUUUACGCCAUAAGUGCUUGCGCGGAAAUAAUUCUGCAGAGACAAGCAAGACUGCAACAUAUAGUUAUCUGCAGCGACAGUCAGGCUGCAUUAAAGGCCAUAUCCUCAUGUGAGAUUAAAUCACGAGUGGUAUGGGAAUGUGUAGCGAGAUUAAACAUCCUGGGGGAAAAUAAGGCACUACAACUGGUGUGGGUCCCGGGCCACAAAGGCAUACAGGGAAACGAGGAGGCUGAUAGACUAGCAAGAGAGGCCGCAGCCACUUGACCCAUAGGCCCUGAACCCUUCCUUGCAUUGGGGUCUCAGGCUAUCAAGGGGGAGUUAAGAGCAGAAGAGCGAAGUCUAAGAAAAGCUCUUUGGGAGAACACGCCUGGGCUAAGACAGGCGAAAGAACUUCUGGGAGGAUAUAACCUCAAAAGAUCUAGGGAACUAAUAACCCUUCCGAAGACUAACCUGAGAUUCUUAACAGGAAUGCUAACUGCGAAACAGUGCAGGCGAUUUGUGUCGGUACUGCGAUGUGACACCAGAAACCCCACGGUAUCUCCUAUUGGAAUGCGAUGCGGUUGCGAGAAGAAGGCUAACACACCUGGGAAAGAUGUGGCCAGAGGCUACGCAUAUACACUCUCUACCUCCCUCAAAACUUCAUCAGGGCAUUGGGAUUGGACGAACGUAUUAUUUUGAGUUGUGUCUCUUUUGAAGACGGGGUGCGAUAUGCUGUUACAACAACCACAACCGCAUUUCACAGAGUGAACGAUAAGAAACGUUUGUCAUUGUUCUUCAUUUUUCGCAAUCAUCAUAUAACAUAAUUUUUAAGUGAAUUGUCAU
Messenger RNA from Rhagoletis pomonella (apple maggot), 1736 nucleotides. RefSeq lists its product as uncharacterized. Gene Ontology annotation, molecular function: RNA-DNA hybrid ribonuclease activity; nucleic acid binding. NCBI's taxonomy places the organism in Eukaryota, Metazoa, Arthropoda, Insecta, Diptera, Tephritidae. The transcript has 2 exons. The record is from RefSeq and is a predicted model, not a curated record. Gene Ontology annotation, biological process: DNA replication, removal of RNA primer. The coding region runs from base 147 to 1178 and encodes 343 amino acids.